GCUAGACAUUUGAGAAGUGUUUUGGCUAUUUAAACCAAUUCUCUCUGCCUCUUAUUCCUCCUCCCUCUUCAUUCAUAUUAACAGAGUUUGUGUAAUCUCUCUCAAUCUCUAUCUCUCUCCAUACACAUCUCUCCCUCUCUAUCUAUAUAUACACACACAUCUCUCUCCCCUCUCUCUCUCUCACAUAUAUAUCACAUUUUGCCUCUCAAUCCUGUUCUGUUUCAUAUCUUCUUCUGCAUUCUGAUCGAAAUGGAAUACGAGAACUGCUACAGGCAGGUUGAAAGGCCAAAAUAUGAUUGUCUUCUUUUCGAUCUAGAUGACACCCUUUAUCCCUACAGUUCUGGUUUGGCCACUGCAUGUAGCAAUAACAUCAAAGAUUAUAUGGUUGAGAAGCUUGGUAUAGAUAGGAGCGUAAUCUUUGAAAUGAGUAAUCUGCUGUACAAGAAUUAUGGAACAACAAUGGCUGGCUUGAGGGCUAUCGGCUAUGACUUUGAUUAUGAUGAAUAUCACAGCUAUGUUCAUGGAAGGUUACCGUAUGAGAAUCUAAAACCUGACCCUGUUCUUAGAAGCCUUCUGCUAAGCUUGCCUAUCCGUAAAGUUAUAUUCACAAAUGCUGACAAGGUCCAUGCUGUUAAAGCACUCAACAUACUAGGGCUGGAAGAUUGUUUUGAGGGGAUUAUUUGCUUUGAGACUCUGAAUCCUACUCACAAAAACAUUGUGUCUGAUGAUGAGGAUGACAUUCAAUUCACUGGUUCAAGAUCAUUUUCCAGCACCACUAACGACAACACUGAAAUAUUUGACAUCAUCGCACAUUUUUCUCAACCUAAUGCUUCGAUAUCAUCGUUACCAAAGACACCAAUUGUCUGCAAGCCAUCUACACAUGCCAUUGAGAAGGCACUCGAGAUAGGCAAGAUCAAUCCACAGAGAACACUUUUCUUUGAAGAUAGUGUACGAAACAUACAAUCUGGAAAGCUUGUUGGCCUUGAUACUGUACUUGUGGGAACUUCACAGAGGACUAAAGGCGCGGAUCAUGCGCUAGAAAGUAUCCACAAUUUAAGGGAUGCACUACCAGAGCUCUGGGUUGCUGUCAACAAGUCAUCAUCAGAGGUCGGUUACUCUGGCAAGGUUGCAGUGGAAAUGCCUGUGACAGCUUAGAAUUAUGUCUAACGAAUCAGUGCGAAAGAGAAAGAUGGAUAUAUUGAAUUGUAUGUCGUCGAUGGUGGGAUUUGUUAAAUCCCCCUCAUAGUUCUCUUUCCUUCCUAAGAUGUAAAUGUUUUGACGUUUUGUCGUUCUUAUCAAUAAUAUCAUAUAAAAUUAUCUGCUUUCA
Messenger RNA from Daucus carota subsp. sativus, 1327 nucleotides. RefSeq lists its product as uncharacterized. Bases 250 to 1155 code for a protein of 301 amino acids. The record is from RefSeq and is a predicted model, not a curated record. NCBI's taxonomy places the organism in Eukaryota, Viridiplantae, Streptophyta, Magnoliopsida, Apiales, Apiaceae. The transcript has 9 exons.